This is a messenger RNA of Uloborus diversus, 8344 nucleotides long. RefSeq lists its product as uncharacterized. The transcript has 12 exons. NCBI's taxonomy places the organism in Eukaryota, Metazoa, Arthropoda, Arachnida, Araneae, Uloboridae. Gene Ontology annotation, molecular function: protein binding. The coding region runs from base 133 to 5271 and encodes 1712 amino acids. The record is from RefSeq and is a predicted model, not a curated record.
GAGGAGUAGUCGCUCGUAGUAGUCGGUACCCGCCGAAGUGAUUUUCUCCGAUGUUCAGUUGUCAUUAUCUGUCUGCUACUCUAUUUGGAUACUUAGCUCUCGGCUGUUAGGAUUAACAUUAUUUUCCAUCGCAUGGUGGGCGAAGAAGGUAGUACCACUCAACCGCAGCAUCCAUUAUCACCAGUGGAAAGCGAGUGUCCACCUUCUCUACCGGUGAGAACGAGCCCCGCCCUUGAGAGGAGUCCCCCGCUGGGCCCCGGGACACUUGAUGCCCCGUCAGACGGCUCAGACGCAAUAAAGCCCCUCUACGAUGAUGAAGAAGUCAUCAUUGCUGAUCAUGAGACUGAUAACUUGCUGGAACAAUCAUCUUCAAUCAUGCUGAGACAUCAGUCAUCUAGAAUAUUCGCUGAGGACCAGCGAGUGCCUUACUCAUCCCCAUUUAAAGAUUCCUAUGGCCAAGAGCUAGAAGAAGAUCAACUCCUGAAUAAACAUCACUCUCCAGGUUGUGACGACUCUGGGGUAUUUCUUGAGGAACCGAUCGCAUCUUCUCCAGAGACGCAAUCAAAAUCAAUCGCAAGAAUUAAAACUUCUGUGAAACACUACUCUAACACUUCACCCAGAAUGAGACAAUAUUCUAUUCACGAGAACCUCGAUUCCGAUGCCGAAAGGAGUGAUGAUUUAGGACUUGCUUCUUCUUCUAUCGAUUCUGCUGAUGAUCUUGAUGGUGAUCCCUUACCAUCUACGUUACAAAUAUCAUCACCACCUGCUGUGCCUACUAGGCAAAAGCCACCUCCAGUACCAAUGAGAAAAUCGAUUUCUAAGUCGAUUGAUGGACACAAGAGUAACAAAUAUUACAUAAAUGAAACAACAACUGCCCUAGAAGUUCCUAACCAGAAAAAAAUUCCUCUAAGUAAAAGUUCCAGUUCCGGAGAAGAUUCAAAUUUUGGAGAAGGUGAUCAUUUAUUUAGUGAAUGUUCACGUACAAAUGUUAUGGCUAGUGAGAAUUCUAAAAAUAUGCUAAAUCAACAAAAAAGUGAGCAAACUCGAAGCAAUUUUGCAAUGACGCGAUCAUUUCAUGAAGACAUGUUGCAAAAUCAAUGCCGUGAGAAUAAUCAAGAAUCAACCAAAGCUAAUUUUUUGGCUCGGACUUUAAGUUCCACAUCAGAUGCGAGAAAGUUAGACGCGUGUGGUGCUGACUUUGGGCAGAUUACUCGGCGGAAAAGUGAACAACCAGCGGGCUUCAAGUGGAAAAGUGAGGAAUGUUUAAGAACUGCUGCUGAAACCAAAUGGUCGUUACCCGGUCGUAGAUAUGAGAAAUCAAUCAGUGUUAGAGACAGGAUAGCGAUGUUUUCUGAAUUAGAAGCAAACCAAACAGUUAAGAAAAAAGACGAUCUUCAUAGGUACGGUAGUGAGAAUAAUAUAAAGGCUGUUACGAACAUUGUUGAGAACAGAAAGGAUGAUUCUGCGUCUGUGGACAGUCAUAAGGAUGGUUCUCUAGUUCGUGAUUCCAAAUGGCACAGUAUGCAUAGUUUAGCGAAGAAACAAGUGGAGAAAGACAUGUCUUUUGUCGAUUCAAAUCUGAAACCAGCAAUAAGCAUACCAUCUUUAACAACGAGUGCUUUCAUAGAAACUCCUUCGAAUAGUUAUUCUGUGCUACCUGUUAAAUUAGACGUAGAACCACCAAAGCCAAUUGUUAGUACAUAUCCUGAAACGCAAUUGACGAAUAAUAAGAGGUACAAUUAUGGUCUUUAUAGCCUUAAGAGUUUAAAAAAUACAGAGGACUUAUUGAGUAAAAGGGUGUCGGGUUCUAAUUUAUUGUCCAUCAUAGAUAGUAGAAAGCAACCUUUACAAAAGCUCAAAGGUUUAGUCAUUCCUGAUAAACCGUAUCAGCCGAAUUACGGCAAGACGUUACCAACUAUUGUAAGCAGCGAUGCUGAUGUGAAAGAUACGAGGAGAGCAUCUCUUCCUAUAACAGUGGUAACUGCUUCCAAAGCAAUGUCUCUGCCUAGAAACAAUAAGCCAGAAUAUUCAUCCAUGCAGAGGCAAACGUCUCUGAUGGAGCCACCUUGGAAAAAUGAGAGUAACGACAGCAAUACCUUGCCUAAGUAUUCACCCGCAUUCAAGAAAAGAAGUUUGGAAUUACCUGGAUCUUCGCUGUCACCUACACCCCCUUCUUCCAUCACAAGUCCCUUAUCUCCACCUCCAUCUUCUCCAUCAAGUAUCUGCAGCUCCAACGCUAGUUCCACCCUACAGCAAAACGUGUUUCAAUUUUCAUUAUCGCACAGCAAACCAGUGCAACCUUUGCAGCCGGAGAAGGCCUUGUUAUCUCCACCCUCUCUACAUUCUGAUGUCGAAUACGAAGGCGAUAACUCCGAAGAUUCUUCCCACUCAGCGUCUCCUAUGAGGAUUUCUCAACAGGAAUCUCAAGAUGCAAAGCCUAUGACUCAAUCUCUGAAUUCAGGAAUUUUGCAUUAUGGUAAAUCCAACACCUUUACGACGUCAGCUAAGAGCGUUUGUCAUCAGCCUUUGAUGGUAGAGGCUCUCGAAAAACCAGUUAAAGUUAUAGAGCUUGAGCCAUCAAAGCAAAAGGCAGCUGUUUAUAUUUCAAGAACGGAAAUUAUGCUCAAGAAUGAAGAGCAGGGCCAAAUAGAAUCGGGGCGAAGCCAAAACUCAUCGUCCAUUACAUUAACUAAUGAACAAGGAAAUGAUGUAAACAGUAGUACCACAAUGCAGCCGCCUCAAGAAUACCUUUCGAAUAAGACCAAUGGCCAUUUCAAAGAAGGAUUUCGCACUGCUCAAAAUGGUUCCGUGGAAGUGCCUACUUUUUUCGAAAAAAGAACGUAUUCUAGAAAUGAAGAAUAUUUUUCCGAGGAAACCACUCUGUGUAACGAGUUCGCUCCAAAUAGAAACGGAGUUUCUCCUUCCGACAUUGAGAUUUUAAGCGCUGAAUUGUCUAGCAAAAAGGCAGAAGAUAAAUUAAACGUCGAAGUUGGAAAGUUCCGUGCCUUGCCAUUGAAUUUGAAAGAAAAUGACAUUAUGCCAUGUAAUACGAAUGGAAACGCUUUUGAAUCCGAUCCUGCAAAGGGACGGAGUUGCUCGUUGUGGUCAAACCGACGUCCAUUACCAUCUGAAUGUGAUGAGAGUGAUGAUGAUUCACAUUCAACCUUAAGUCACAGAACGGAAGAUUCACGGCACACGACGACGGAUGAUUGUCUAUCUGAUGCUACAACAGACUCUUUCGAGAAGCCUCCACCUCUGCUUUCCGAGCCUCCUACUCUGCAAAGGUCCAUGGAAGAUUAUGCGUCAACAGAAGGCUACAUAUCUGAUGCAUCGACGGACGUGUCUCUGAGGCGCUUCACGCACAAAUCUGCAGAAUCCAAUGCUUACUCAACUGAAGAGUAUCUUUCGGAUGCCACUGCUGAAUCUCCAGAUCCUGAGUGGGUUUCCAAUCGAACUUCAGUCUUGGAGCAAUCAUCGAACAUGUAUUCCAGGAGUAUGUAUCGAAAUGAAUUAAAUAGGCAGAAUUCUGAGAUAACAGGUAAAAAAGUGGAUCUGGAUCUUCGUCCGAGGCAACUGAGUCAACAGAAAACGGUACUGAAAGCAUCCACUCUACCUUCUGGAAGUGUGCAAAAAUUCAAGGCGUUAGCUGAAAAGUGGGAACAACGCGCAGAUGUUACAUCACCUCCUCCAACACCACCGGCAAGCGUUGUCGGUGGCAAAAAGGAACCAAAAGCAAACUCAAUUGCAGCAGCCAUAUUGUCCCCAUCCAACACUUGUACAGUUUUCAAAGGGAAGAGCACUUUACCGCCUUCACUUAUGCCAAGGAACUCAUCAUCGGAAAAGAAGAGCCAUUCAUCUAAGUCUUCCAAAGAUACAUCUUACGCAACAACUUCAAUGGACAAAGAAGCUUCGUCGUUUGCAGAUGGAUUGCUGGCUAGAAAAUCAUCCACUUGUAGUACCAUUCUUGCGGAAUCGACGACGAAUGGGUGGACUAAUAGUCAAUUGGAUGAGGUUGGUAAAGCUGAGUUCAGCAAAAGGAGUGACAGUAUGAGUAGCUGUUGUAAUUCCGGUACACUAAUCCAGAAAGAUGAUGACGUUGGCAUGUUGUCGACUGAUCUGUCGGACGAUGUUCCAAAGGCAGAGUUAGUAUUGACGACUUCUGUUGCACCUGUUAGAAAUGAUUCUGUUCAACAUAAUGAACUGCUUUUAAGUUCAAAGACGACAAGUGAACCAACCUUCAAGAACGAGCCGCGCAGUCGCCAAGGGUUUGAUUUGUCGCGAUCAUCAGCUUGGAUAAAGACGUCUCCAGCUCCUGCAAGACCAAGUUUUGGAUCUAAAGCAACUUUCAGCGUGAGCGAUAUACGUCGGAGUUUCGAACAAAAUGAGCCAGAAGUCAAGAAGAAGCCAGCCUUGCCACCAAAGAAGUCAAUGAUCGUAGCAGCUGUCCGCAGCCCUUCGCCGACUUCGCCUCCUGUACCACUUGCUCCGAAGAUCACCCGUCGCCAAUCGGUUCCUGCUCAAAUCGAAACGAAGUUUCUAGAGUCAGAUGAGCAGUGUAGGAAACUUCUUGAAGAGGCCAGGAGUCAACUCGUUUUAGAGGGAGUUGACCAUCGUAUGGAUCUUCUGGUAGUCAUUCUCAAGAGGGAAGCCGAAGGAGGAGGAAGCGUUGGCAUCACUCUUGCUGGAGGAGCUGAUUACGAAGUUAAAGAGAUUACAGUACAUAAAGUCAUAGCAGGCUCAUUAGCAGAUCGCGAUGGACGUGUGCAGAAGGGAGAUCGAGUGAUGUCCAUAAACGGUCGAGACUUGCGAGGAGUGAGCCACGGCGAAGCCCUGCAGAUCCUCAAGUCUCCUAACGCGAAAGUUACCCUGCUGCUGGCGAGGGAGAAAAAAGAGGCUGCUGUUUCAAGUAAUACACUGUUGAGCAGUAAAAACACUGGAUCUAAAAGUCCGCAAGAGAUGACAAAUGGCAAUUCCCAUGCCGAUGUGGUUGAGGUUGAACUUCAGAAAGAUGUAACUGGAUUAGGUUUCAGUAUCGAAGGUGGCAAAGACUCUCCUCACGGUGACAGACCGUUGCUCAUAAAGAGGAUAUUUAAAGGUGGUGCUGCCGAUAAAGAUGGUCAACUGGAGGAAGGGGAUGAAAUUUUAGCCAUAAACUCAUGUCCUGUUGGGAAUAUGACGCGAACGGAAGCUUGGAACUUCCUGAAGAAACUACCCGAGGGUCCAAUCACACUUAAGGCCAAGAAGACCAAUAUGAUAUCUUCGUGUGCUUAGUCUAUUUAUGUUUCUUUUGAAAAUGCUUUGCAAAAGAAAAUUCCUAGUGCGUUUCAUGUGCUGCAGAACUGUCAAGAGUUCGAUGUUGAACAUUUUAGUGAGUGGAAUGUCUUUUUUUUGGAAAUGUUGAACAUUUCUAGCACUGAACGUUGCUGUACAUUCUCCUAGUGAUUGUCUGAGUGCUUCGCUUACAUUUUACAAAAUAUGCUACAUCGAAAUCAUAUUCAUCACACAUAAAGUGAAAUUUUUUCAAAAAAAAAAAAAUGGUGCAAGAAAACACAUUUGGAAAAGUCUUUUGUUUUGGGUGCAAGAAAUACUUUAUUGCGAUCAUAUAUUUUAAAAUAUUGUACGUUGUAAAUUUUAAGCUCAAUGUAGCAACUGCAACAGAAAAAAAAUGACAAAAGACCGAUCGAAUCUACGUGACACGAAAUUUUAAACUACGAAUUUGUAUGUUAGAAAAGUAUGUGAUUUUAAAGAUGAUUGUCUGAAAGUAAGAGUCUAGAAGGUAAUAUUGAAUUAUUUAAUUUUCAAUAAUCAAACCAACGCACGUGAAAAAAGAAGAAAUUUUCUCAUUAAUGAUAAGAAUAUGAAAAUAUCUUGCUGUUUACUUAGAUGGAUUGGAUUAAUGUGUAAUGUAUGAUUCCUUACUGAGAGAAAUUCUGAAAACAGUCUGCAGAAUGAUUUUAUAUUGUGAAACAUUUCUAUGCAUUUUAUUAGAAACAAUGUCAAUUACUUUUGUAAGUAACAUUUGUGCCAAUUAUUGUUAUUUCCAGCUGUAUAAUAGACACUUUUGUAGGUGCAAAUGAUACUUUCUAAAAAUCAAAAGCAAGGACUUCGGUCAUUUGUCGCCACUUAGCAAUUAAUUCUUUAUUUCAAACUUUGUGAUUUUGCUGGUUGAGUGAUUCUGAGCAGCUUGAAUGUGUUUUUGUAUUUUUUCUUUUUUUUUUCUUUUUCUUUUUUUUUUAUAAAUCUUUUUUUUUUUUUUUUGGUGGUUUUUGAAAAUUUCUACGCCAGGUUGUGAUUGAAAAGAAUACUAGUUGCUGGAAUUCGAUAAGUUUUGGAAAAAUGUAUAAUGAAUUUAAACAUAGUUUAGUGAAGGAUUUUUAAAUCUUAAAAAUUAUAACAGCAGUUCAACAAAUCCAGGAAUUAUACACGUUUUAUUAAGGGUGAAGCAGUGAUCAAAUGUGGUACUUAGUGGUCAAUUUUACAAUACAACAGAACACUUUUCUAAAGACGAUUUUAAUGAAAAAAAAAUUUCAAAUGUGAUACUAAAGUUUUUUGCUCCAGCAUCAUUGUGUAUAAAAUAUAAAUGUGUCUUUUAAGAUGUUUUAUGCAUGUAAAAAUGAAAAUUUGUAAAAUAUUAAUAUUUUAUAUACCUGACAUACAUACAUACAUUUAUUUAUACAUAGCAAUUUAUGAAUUUUAUAGAGUACAUACAAUGUGUGUUUGACACCCAGAAUGUUUUCAAAAUGUGGGAAAUUUUCGGUUUCUAAUUAGUGUUUUGAUGGCAGAAAUUUUCAUUUCUUUCUUUUUUUUUCUUAUGCAUUUUAAAAGAAACAGAGCACUUGCAAUAAUUUUAUUAGUUUGUGUUCAUCUUUGAUUUUUUACAAUGACAUAAUAUAGUAAAAUAAAAAUGUAUAACGAUGAAAUCUCCCCUUACAGUUUUUGAAACUUAAAUCCUGAAAUAUAUUUUUAGCGUAUUAUAAAAAUAUUGAACUUGCCAAACUUUGAAACAUAUAACUUGUGUGACUUUGAAACACAUAAAAAUAUUUGUGAUUAUAUAAAAUACUUUUUGAAUUAUCCUUUUCUAAACUAGUAGUGUUUAACGAGGGCACUGUGUGCAAUUUCAUGUAUUUCAAAUCCAGUUACAUUGCAAUUUGUUUCAAAUUUUACAUAAAAAUGAGAGCUUAUACAUCUUUUCUUCUUCUAAAACAUUUAAGUCUAAGCUAAGGCUACGCAAAUCACCACAAUCCUAAUAUUUUUAAAGUGAUAAAAUAACUUUAAAAAUGCUAUUAGAUGGAAGUUAAAAAUCAGCGAACUUUUGAAAAAAAAUUCUUUUGAGUUUCCAUUCCCACUAGUUAUUCCACUGCUUCAAAAUGUAUCAAUUUUAUUUCAUGAUUUUACUAACGGUAUGUGUUGUGUUUAUAGUGAAAUUUCUUUAGGUAAAUUUAAUUCUAUUACUGUAAUCUAACCAACGUGUUUAAUUCUAGUUUACCUUGAUAUUCAAAACUUUAUACUACACGGAACACUAUGGCAAAUUAGGGAAAAAAAGGCACUGAACCAGAGCUUUGAAAGUGAUUUAGAGAAAGAAUCAUUUAAUAUUCUUCACUAAUAUUUAACAAAGACGUUAAUGAACAAUGAUAGUAAUUUAUAUCAGCAUUUAAUGUAAUUAAGAAGAUCUUGUAAACUAUACCGUAUUACUUACAAUAAGUAAAGUUGUUUUUAUUUUUGAUCACAGAUGGUGUAAUUAAGUCAUUCAAUUAAACACUAUUAUCAUCAAUUGAAAUAGCUUUGAAUUAGAAUCGAUUUUGAUUGAAUUAUUGGAAUUUCUUUUGUUCUGAAGUUCAGAAAAAAAAGAGCCAGCGUGUGACAAACGCAAUAAAUUAUACAACCAAAUUAAACUUUAAAUUCUGUGUAAUUGUAAAAAAUGCUAAUGAAUAACAUCAUAAUGAGGAUGAGAUUACUUUAUAAAAAUUACUUGCUGUUCACAUUAAUUAUUUCAAAUUUGAUUUGAAGUUGUGCAAUGAUAGGUCCUAUAAAAUAGGACCAAAAUUCUUAUUCAUUUAUGCAUGGAUUGCUCUGUUUCUUUGGGGAAAGGAGAGGUUUUUCUGUGAUACUUCAGUCAAAAAAAGUAAUACUCCAACUGUUGUGUCUUCCGCAACUGAUUUUUGUGAAGUUGCUUUUUUAAAUGAUACCUUGCUUCUAGCAAUUUUCUACGUUGUGAGAAGGCAGCUCUUUAUUAUUUUUUCUUCUGUUAUUUCUGUGACAGUUGCAUUAUAAAUAAGUAUAUAAAUAUAUAUAUAUAUUGUGGAAUUAAUUUGUAUUCAUACUUAAAUAAAAUAUUUUUUUGCAA